Messenger RNA from Sycon ciliatum, 891 nucleotides. Its product is annotated as beta-1,3-galactosyltransferase 1-like. The transcript has a single exon. Gene Ontology annotation, cellular component: Golgi membrane. The record is from RefSeq and is a predicted model, not a curated record. Bases 1 to 891 code for a protein of 296 amino acids. NCBI's taxonomy places the organism in Eukaryota, Metazoa, Porifera, Calcarea, Leucosolenida, Sycettidae. Gene Ontology annotation, molecular function: hexosyltransferase activity.
AUGGCUAAAACCGGUAUCCAGGGAUGGCUGGUCCUGCAAUUGCUUGUGUGUAUGGCUGGCAAUAAACAUUGCCUGGUGGCACUGCCGAGUAAUGCGACCAGCAGUACACCAUCACGUGCAGAGCAGUUGCUGAAUAUUGACACGGCGCCAUCCUGCAAGACCAAACUGAUGGUGAUGAUUGUGUCGGACGUACGGCAGCGCUGGAAACGGGACGCCCUGCGCGGGUCCUGGGCCUCGCCGCACGGCGGCUUGGGCGGUGACAAGGUGCGCUACUUUUUUGUUGUCGGCAUGCUAUGGGAUACCGUGCCGCCAGCCAUACUGCAAGAAGCUGACGAAUACCAGGAUAUUAUCAUAGUGCCCACUGACGACUUUGACUUUUCCAUGUACACGCACAAGGUGGUUCACGGCAUGCAGCUGGCCGCGCGCAACUGUCGUUUCGAGUACUUUCUGAAGGUCACCGAGUUCAGCUUUGUCAACAUGUUCACUAUCGGGCAAUGGCUGGAGAAGCUGCCGCCCAAGGGUGUAUAUCGCGGUCGCAUCAUCCAUGCUGCGGGUGCACAGCGGAACGCAAACAGUGUAUGGUACAUGCCUACAGCGACGUACAGCCGUGCACAGUAUCCACCGUACGCACAGCAUGCUUUCCUGCUGUCGCGCGACCUCUUCGGCAAAGUCGUCGAGAUGGAGAAGCGCUAUCGAGACGUGUACUAUGAUGACGUGGCCGUGGCGGUGUGGCUAUCCGAUCACGACAUACACCCGAUACAGGACACGGCUGUAUCCUUGAACGCUGACUGCCAGGCACCAGUCAUCAUUGAGCUCACUAGCGCCGAGCUGGCGGCGUACGGUGAGAACAUGCGAGAGCGCGGCAAUCACAUACAAUGCUAUGCUCCUUGA